AUGUCCCAAGCGCCACCUCCCCCUCCACCUCCCCCCCUUCCUACACCGCGUCGCGGGCCACCGCCACCUGAAAGAGGAGCUCAGCAUUCAGUCGAUAAGGUGCUCCCGGAAUAUCUAGCUGACAGCUUCGCCGUCGGCGUGGAAACUGAGUUUCUCCUCUUUCCACGAUCUCGAAAUUUGCAUGGCAGCGGUCUACGGGAUGUAGCCGUCAAAGCUGCAUCCGAAUACAAUUUGUAUCUUUCGCGCACAGGUGAUGGAGAGCACCCGAAGAUGCACAAUGGCAUUGAUCAAGCCUAUCACGGCUUGCAAUUUGCAGAGUGGACACUCGAUUCAGAUUCCACGAUCGAGAUGCCUACCAAGGAUAGCGCGCCAUGGGGUUUUGAGAACAUUUCUCCCAUUUUCCGCGUCCAUAGAGACUCCAGGUGGCGUGAGCACGUUACUAAGAUGUGGUCCUUCCUGUCCGAAAACUAUCAAAUCACAGCCAAUAAAAGCUGUGGUACUCACGUCCACGUUUCCCGAGCAAAAGGUUACAGUAUUGAAGAUCUCAAACGCAUCUGCGCUUCCAUUAUUCACUUUGAGCCGGCUUUUGAAGCCCUUCUACCAGUCGACCGUCUCUCAAAUGAAUACGCACGGAGCAACUGGCUGGACAAUCCCAACUUCGGCUUCCACUAUCAGAGAGAUGAAGACAAGCGCAAGACCGUCAUCUUGAAAAAGGUACUCCAAGCCCCAUCUUGGGAAUAA
This is a messenger RNA of Cordyceps militaris CM01, 741 nucleotides long. RefSeq lists its product as uncharacterized. The record is from RefSeq and is a predicted model, not a curated record. NCBI's taxonomy places the organism in Eukaryota, Fungi, Ascomycota, Sordariomycetes, Hypocreales, Cordycipitaceae. The coding region runs from base 1 to 741 and encodes 246 amino acids. The transcript has 4 exons.